Guillardia theta CCMP2712 is the source of this 1289-nucleotide messenger RNA. RefSeq lists its product as hypothetical. The transcript has 11 exons. Gene Ontology annotation, cellular component: endoplasmic reticulum; endoplasmic reticulum membrane. Lineage: Eukaryota; Cryptophyceae; Pyrenomonadales; Geminigeraceae. Bases 7 to 1218 code for a protein of 403 amino acids. Gene Ontology annotation, biological process: protein folding. Gene Ontology annotation, molecular function: calcium ion binding. The record is from RefSeq and is a predicted model, not a curated record.
GCCGCCAUGAGCACACGCUUCGGGCAGACGCUCCUCCUCCUCUCGCUCUUCGCAGCGGCAGGAGCUGAGGUUUUCUUCCAGGAGGACUUCGAUGAUGGCAAGUGGGAAUCGCGCUGGGUUAAGAGCAAGUUCAAGUCCAGCGAUGAGGGUCCUUGGGAGCUCUCGGCCGGAAAGAACUACGGCGAUGCCAACAACAAGGGUAUCAAGACCAUGACCGACUACAGAUGGUACGACAUCUCCGCCAAGACCCCCUCCUUCAACAACAAGGGCAAGAAGCUCGUACUCCAGUACACUGUCAAGCACGAGCAGAACCUCGACUGCGGUGGCGGCUACAUCAAGCUCGCCCCCAUGAGCGACCAGUCCAAGUGGGGAGGGGACUCCGAGUACUCCAUCAUGUUCGGACCUGACAUCUGCGGGUACUCGACCAAGAAGGUCCACGUCAUCUUCACCUACAAGGGCAAGAACCACCUGAUCAAGAAGGAGAUCAAGCCUGAGACCGACGAGCUCACUCACAUAUACACCCUCAUCCUCAACCCGGACAACACGUACGAGGUCCAGAUCGACUUGAACAAGGUCGAGAGCGGUUCUUUGUUGGAGGACUGGGACAUGCUCCCCCCCCAAGAAGAUCAAGGACCCCAAGGUUCCUUCAAGCCCGAUGACUGGGAUGAGAACGAGGAGAUCGAUGAUCCCAAGGACAAGAAGCCUGACGGCUGGGACGACAUCCCCAAGCAGAUCGUCGAUCCUGACGCCAAGAAGCCUGACGACUGGGACGAUGAGAGUGACGGCGAGUGGGAGGCCCCCAUGAUCGACAACCCCAAGUACCAGGGAGAGUGGAAGCCCAAGAGGAUCCCCAACCCCGCCUACAAGGGCAAGUGGGAGGCCCCCGAGAUCGACAACCCUGACUUCGUGGACGAUGCUGAGUUGUACAACGUUGUCAAGGACAACGGCCUCGUUGGCUUCGAGUUGUGGCAGGUCAAGGCUGGCAGCAUCUUCGACAACAUCUUGGUCUGCGACGACCCUGCCUAUGCUAAGGCCCAGGCGGAGAAGAACAUCGUUCCCCUCCAGAAGGCCGAGAAGGAGAUGAAGCAGAAGAAAGACGACGAGGAGGCCGAGCAGCGCAAGAAGGAGGACGACGAUCGCAAGGCCAAGGAAGCCGCCGAUGACGACGAUGAUGAUGAUGAUGAGGACGAUGAUGACAAGAAGAAGUCCGAGCUAUAAGCAGCUUCAUCGUCAUCGUCUUAAGAAAGAUAGCGAGUGAUUUCAAUAUUACAUAAACCACGAAAUGCCUG